CUCUUUGGUCUUUGCCAUGGUGGAGAGUUUGGAAUCUGAUUGAUUGAUUCUGUGGACAGGUGUCUUUUAUACAGGUAACAAGAUGAGAUUAGGAGCACUCCUUUAAGAGUGUGCUCCUAAUCUCAGCUUGUUACCUGUAUAAAAGACACCUGGGAGCCAGAAAUCUUUCUAAUUGAGAGGGGGUCAAAUACUUAUUUCCUUCAUUAAAAUGCAAAUCAAUUUAUAAAAUUUUUGACAUGUGUUUUUCUGGAUUUUUUUGUUUUUAUUCUGUCUCUCACUGUUCAAAUAAACCUACCAUUGAAAUUAUAGACUGAUAAUUUCUUUGUCAGUGGGCAAACGUACAAAAUCAGCAGGGGAUCAAAUACUUUCCCCCCCUCACUGUCGUCUCCUGCACGAUCAAAAACUCAGCCUGUCAGUUUUAGUUUUUUGAAAAAUAACUAGGCUAUUACCUUUCUUGAACACUAACACAGACGGCAUAUAUGAUAUGACAGCAGCCAGGCAGCCAACCAUAGCCACAUACUGGGAGAGGAAUGAUUCUCACCUGAUGUGAGUUGCAUGUUCUGACUGAGAAUAGGCAUGGGAAUCCAUCGCUUUGAACACAGUGUGUCCGGAGUAAAAAAUGUAGUCCAUUAUGGCUGGAAUGCAACGAAAGCAUCAAUAUCAAACACAUGAUACUGUUCUAUUCAUUCCAUUCCAGCUAUUACAAUGAGCCUGUCCUCCAAUUUAAAGCGACACCAGCCUCCACUGAUACGAAGCCAGCAUUGGAGAGCAGUGAGUCUCAGAAUAGGCUUAACUGUGAUGUCUCCAAGGAGAAAACUCUUAAGUUAACACAUGGUACUUUGAUAAGGACCGAAGUGUACAGCAGUAAUGUACUGUAUCUGAACUGAAGCACUGUGGUUGAAUGGAUAGCUAGCAUGUCUGACUUUGAACCUUUUUAGUGUGGCUUUCAAUAGAUCUAGUAAUAUUGGAUACACAGUAUUUCCCUGACUCAAUGCGGGUGUUAAAUGCGAGCUACACAGCAAAUGGGCCAGUGUUACCGAGUGUUGAUUUUUCAGUGUAACAUUUCUAGUGUUGAUUCCGGUGUUAAAUUAAAACUAUUUGGUGUAAUUGAACCCCAGUGUUUGUGUUAAUAACCAGUAUUAAACUAAAACGACGUCCAUUAUUAUCAUAUUUCUGAUAUCUUUGUCUUCCCAACCCGGCAGUCAUUCUCAAUGCAGGUUGCAAGUCAAUAAGAAUUUAAAAUGUUGCAUAUACCCAGUCUGUCUGGAUUCCAAUAGGAAUUACUCAUCACUUUGCAAGCCAUCAUCUUAAUGUGACUUGCAGGCCUGAAAACCAGUUUCAGGCCACUGUAUUGGGCUAAAACAAGGCCCUCAAAAUAAAGCCUUAUUAAAAACUUGUUGUAUUGUGUUAAAUAAUACAAUUUUAAUCUUCACAUUUUCGCUUUGGAUCUCACUAAAUGGAUGAAUGCAACAACCAUGUCUCUGUCACAAACAAUUACAGUUAUAGGCAAGGCACUCUGGGAAAUAUGGAAAUAAGGCUGUACACUAAGCAGUGUGCUAAUUUAACACUGAAAAGUGUGGACCCGCAUAGACACUGGACCAGUGGCCUCACAUUAAUUAGUGGAUUUGAGGGUUAUACUAUCAUUCAAAUGAAAGCCAACCUCAAUGUGAGGUGGUGAUUCACUGAAAUUGUCCAGUCCAAAUAGUGCUGUUUACUUUUCCUUAUUGGCCAAUGGCCAUCUACCGAAAUAAACGUUAUCAAUAAAGUUGAUAAAUGGCUGUGAAAAGUUGCCAUCUAUCGACAUAUAUGUAGUAUACCCAUAUUCAUUGAGGUUUGUCUGUUAGAAAAGCACAGACAGUACAUGUCUCUGCGGUUGUUGUCCCACUUCCAUUGAUUUCAAUACAAUAUCGAUGUGAGCGAUUAAUUUGCGCUUGAUAUUGAGUACAGUAAAACAAGCUAAUCAAUUCCAGUCUUGAGAACAAGAUUGGUAAAUGUUGGUCAGUGUGCAGUUCAUAAGGUACUUAUUUAGCAGUCAUCUGAACACAAGUGUGACACAUAUGUAGGGAGUAACUUUUAUGUAUUGGUCUUCAAAAUAUCACAAUGUAUUUCAACAUAUUGAUUAUGAAUUUGGACAUCAAAAACCAAUUUGGCCAUGAGUCAAAAAGCCAUGACAACAGGAAGCAGCAACAGUAUAAUUUUAAAUGUUUAACAUUAUUUUUCAGGAUUAUACAUUGUCAGGUAAAAGCAAUAAAAAAUGAGCCCAAAAACAUGCUAUGAUUUAUUGAUUUUGAUGAUAUUAGUGGAAUUGUGAUCAUAUAUUAAAUACAUAUACUGUACAUCAUGUGUGUACAUACAUUGGCUUGCAAAAAUAUGGCCUUUUCCUAUUUUGUUGCCUUACAAGCUGUAAUUAAAAUAGAUUUUGGGGGGUUUGUAUCAUUUCAUUUCACACAACAUGCCGACCACUUUGAAGAUGCAAAAUAUUUUUUAUUGUGAAACAAAGAAGAAAUAAGACAGAAAAAUGAAUAUUUGAGCAUGCAUAACUAUUCACCCACCUCAAAGUCAAUACUUUGUAGAGACACCUUUUCCAGCAAUUACUGAUGCAAGUCUCUUGGGGUAUGUCUCCUUAAGCUUGGCACAUCAAGCAACUGGGAUUUUUGCCCAUUCUACAAUGCAAAACUGCUCCAGCUCCGUCAAGUUAGAUGGGUUCCGCUGGUUUACAGCAAUCUUUAAGUCACUUCACAGAUUCUCAAUUGGAUUGAGGUCAGGGCUUUGACUAGGCCAUUCCAAGACAUUAAAAUGUUUCCCCUUAAACCACUUGAGUGUUGCUUCAGCAGUAUGUUUAGGGUCAUUGUCCUGCUGGUAGGUGAACCUCCGUCCCAGUCUCAAAUCUCUGGAAGACUGAAACAAGUAUCCCUCAAGAAUGUCCCUGUAUUUAGCGCCAUCCAUUAUUCCUUUAAUUCUAACCAGUUUCCCAGUCCCUGCCGAUGAAAAACAUCCCCACAGCAUGAUGCUACCACCACCAUGCUUCACUGUGGGGAUGAUGUUCUCGGGAUGAUGAGAGGUGUUGGGUUUGCACCAGACAUAGUGUUUUCCUUGAUGGUCAAAAAGCUAAAUUUUAGUCUCAUCUGACCAGAGUACCUUCUUCUAUAUGUUUGGGGAGUCUCCCACAUGCCUUUUGGCGAACACCAAACGUGUUUACUUGUUUUUUUCUUUAAGCAAUGGCUUUUUUUCUGGACACUCUUCGGUAAAGCCCAGCUCCGUGGAGUGUAUGCCUUAAAGGUGUCUAAUGGACAGAUACUCCAAUCUCCACUGUGGAGCUUUGCAGCUCAUUCAGAGUUAUCUUUGGUCUCUUUGUUGCCUGUCUGAUUAAUGCCCUCCUUGCCUGGUCUAUGAGUUUUGGAGGGUGGCCCUCUCUUGACAGGUUUGUUAUGGUGCCAUAUUCUUUCAAUUUUUUUAAUAAUUGAUUUAAUGGUGCUCAGUGGGAUCUUCAAAGUUUCUGAUAUUUUUGAAUAACCAAACCCUGAUCUGUACUUCUCCACAACUUUGUCCCUGACCUGUUUGGAGAGCUCCUUGGUCUUCAUGGUGCCGCUUGGUUGGUGGUGCCCCUUGCUUAGUGGUGUUGCAGACUCUGGGGCCAUUCAGAACAGGUGUAUAUAUACUAUUUUGUGUAUGUCCAUUACAUGAAAUCCAAAUAAAAAUCUAUUUAAAUUACAGGUUGUAAUGCAUCAAAAUAGCCAAGGAGGAUGAAUACUUUUGCAAGGCACUGUACAUAUACAGUACAUUUAACACACAGAUACUUGCGCUCGCACACAUGCACACACUGUACUCCGUCAUGCUUGACAGCUUAAGUGUGAGUCAUGGAAGCUCAUUGAAAGGCACUCUCACAGGUCCCAGUGGUCCAGCCAGCCAGGCAGCGCAAGUGGUGUCAGGUGACCAUGGAGCGCAUAUAAAGUUACGUCAUAUGCUGGUGUGGAAAUGAAUGGUAGCCCGGGCCAUAUGUAUCAAGCGUCUCAAAGUGUUUUAUCAUUUAGAUCAUACUUAAUCAGAUCAUUGUGGACAGGGAGGACCUGAUCCUAGAUCAGCACUCCUACUCUGAGACUAGAUAAAUACGGGCCCAGAUCUGUCUCUGCUAUCUAGCCAGUCCUAUGAUCGUAACUCACAAACAUAGGAGUUGGCUGUACAGCACAAAUUGAUCUGGGACCAGGCAAUAGCAAUGCCUCUAAGUACCAGGAUGUCAAUAUUGAUUAAAUAUAAUAAUCAAUAAUCAGUAUAAAACGUGUACACAAAGGUACAAAUGUCUUUGGCAGAACAAGCUGUGAUUUUUGUAGAGAAUCUGUGACUGUCUGGAAAUUUCUAAGUAAUCUUUUAAACAAUAUCGGUGGUGUCUAUGGCUAACAACAUUUAUGAUCAAAAUAGGCCCAUGUUCAGUAGAAAACUGAAGAAAUUGUCUUGAAAUGGAGGAGGCACUACCAGAACUUGUCCAAUGAAAACACAAAUUUCCGUUUCAAAAUGUUUUCUGUUUUCAGGGAAUAACUGAAAUAUGUUUUAAAAUGUAUUUUCACUGUUUGAUUCAAAACGUGCAUAGAAUGUGGAAGUUAAAACAACUGCUAUCUCUUUCACUGUGUCUAUCUAUCUGCAUUUUCUAUGUUUUACAUCCUUAUGAACUACAGUUAUGGCGUGUGUAUUAACCUAGAGCCCAUUUCGCUGCCUCCAUGUUUGUUUAUUUUUUGUAGUUUUUGAAUGUCUUGAUCAAGAGUCACGGAGAUGGAGGUUUUAACAGAAAAAGAAGAUGUUGAUUGUUCAAGAACAUGUAAUCAUUUUUAACAUGUUACAAAAUCCAUUACAAACUCAAUUAAAUGUACCAUCCAGGAACAACAACCAUUUCACAAACAAACACUAAUAAAACAGCUAUUUCUUGCCUUAGAAAACAGUACAUUUCGGAAAAAGGGCUUUAAAAACGAUAGCUUGCUGUAUUUAUCGUUACUUUUAAAAAAACUAUUGUUGUAUAUAUUGUAUUUAUUUUAAGGUAUGUUCAUUUUCAAAACAUUCAAGAGCCAACGGAAAACAUACACACAUUGAUACACCAUUUAAUUAUGUUGAUUAUCCCAAUUAUUAUUAUAAUAUUAACAAUAUUACACAUUAAUACAAAAAUACAAAACAUUUAUGGUACUUGACCCAAGUUAUUACAAGUUUAUGAAAUAUUGAUGCAUUAAAAGAAUGGCAGGAAUGCAACUACACAGACACACACACACACAGUGGUGGAAAAAGUACCCAAUUGUCAUAGUUGAAUAAAAGUAAAGAUACCUUAAUCGAAAAUAAAAGUGAAAGUCACCCAAUAAAAUACUACUUGACUAAAAGUCUAAAAGUAUUUGGUUUUUAAAUAUAAAUACAAAAGUAAAUGUAAUUGCUAAAAUAUACAGUACCAGUCAAAAGUUUGCACACACCUACUCAUUCAAGGGUUUAUCUUUGUUUUUACUAUUUUGUACAUUGUAGAAUAAUAGUGAAGACAUCAACUAUGAAAUAACACAUAUGGAAUCAUGUAGUAACCAAAAAAGUGUUAAACAAAGCAAAAAAUAUUUUAUAUUUGAGGUUCUUCAAAGUAGCCACCCUUUGCCUUGAUGACAGCUUUGCACACUCUUGGCAUUCUCUCAACCAGCUUCACCUGGUAAAAGUGUCACACCCUGCUCUGUUUCACCUGUCUUUGGGCUUGGCUCCACCCCCCUCCAGGUGUCGCACAUCUUCCCCUAUUAUCCCCUGUGCAUUUAUACCUAUGUUCUCUGUUUGUCUGUUGCCAGUUUGUCUCGUCAAGCCUACCAGCGUGUUUUUCAGAACAGUUUCUUUGAGCCUGUUUUCUAGUUUUCCUGGUUUUUGAUCAUUUUGCCUGCCCUGAGCCUGCCUGCAGUUCUGUACCUUUUGCCUCUGCCCUGGAUUACUGACCUCUGCCUGCCCCGACCCUGAGCCUGCCGCUCUGCUCUGUACCUUAUGAACUCUGCCCUGGACUACCAACCCCUACCAACCACAUUUCCUUUUUUUUUAAUGGAUAUCCAGGGGUACACUCCAACACUCAAACAUAAUUUACAAACUAAGAAUUUGUGUUUAGCGAGUCCCCCAGAUUAGAGGCAGUAGAGAUGACCAGGGAUGUUCUCUUGAUAAGUGUGUGAAUAGGACCAUUUUCCUGUCCAGUUAAACAUUCAAAAUGUAAUGAUUACUUUUGGGUGUCAGGGAAAAUGUAUGGAAUGUAAGUGAAGUAAAAGUAUAGAAAGGUUUGUAAAAAAGUUGUACUUUAAAAUAUUUUUACUUAAGUACUUUACACCACUGCACACACACACAAACACACACACACACAAUGCACAUUACAAGCAGUGCACAAAUUUAUAUACUGACAAUAUUGUAAGAAAGUUUCAUUUUGUUGCUCAAAACAUGUUUACAAAUAGAAGUGAUGGGAUUACUACUUUCAAGUAGCUUUGGAGGCAGCUCUGCCUGCCAGACUGAUGUUUAACCAACUCUGGAUUGAGUAGGUUAAACAUCAUCCUUGGAGGCUGAACUGCCUCACAGGCUAGUCUGAAGGCAUAUUUCUCGCUUGUGCAGAUUGCUAUAGUACUGUGAUAAUAAUACUUUUCUGUUGACCUCUCCACUAUUGACUUGAUGGGACUAUUGACUUAAUUCUGUUUGAGAAUGAAUGGUACUGUACACUACUGAAAUAAAGGGUUCUUGUCUCAUGUCGAGUUGAAGCAUACUCACCUGGAAUCAUGGAAUCUUCUUUUCUCUUUUUUCAAUUUUUUUUUCUCACUGCCAUUCAAAAAAACAUUAAAUGGGCAUCAUUCUUGAAAGUGGAAUAAGGUCUUGAAACAUUGAAAUGUAAACUUAAAUACAUUGUCCCUCCACCAUUGAGUAUUAUUGAUUGAAUUGAUAUCAUUAUGAUUUAAUACAUUUGUAUGGGUAAACCAAGAAAAUAUUUCCUAGGGUAAACAAAAGUACUUCUCUAAGCCUAAAAUGUAUUAAAAAAAAAAAACAUAACAUUUAAACUGGAUUGAUAGGAAUUGUAUUCUCAUUUAAAUUGGGACUAUUCUACCAUAUUUGAGAGCAUACAUUUUGCAGACAUCGAAGGUAAUAUUUCAGCAAAACAUAUUUAUUGUAUCACUAUCUUUUUUCUUACUUGAAGUUAUUUAUACUUGGUUUGAAACCUUGGUAUUUGUCUGUGUGCAUUCAUUCAUAGUUUGUUUUUUAAUUGUAUGAAAUAAAAGCAAAUAUUUCCUGACCAAAGCUUUUGUCUGUGAUCCUAGUGUGGCUUUGAGUGGCAUAUCUAUUUAAGAUUGAAAUAGAAAUUUCAAAUCUCUCUAGCCUUUGUUGCAAAUUUAUCACAUUAUUAAGUUUUACAAUGGGAUUAAUGGGAUUUUCAACUCACAAGAUCAAGUGUUAUUUCCUUCAUUGUCAAACAAGCUCACCGUUUUUAAUAAUACAUUAACUAUUUAGCUACGUUGACGUAGGGUGAAAAACUAUUUCAAAUGUAUUGGGGGAUUAUUUGGGUCUACCUGAAUGGUGAGAGAAAGGCUUGCUAUCUGGGCCUCUGUUAAUUAAUUCCACUUAUCAGCAGUUGAAUACUCCUGCCUAGUUUAAAAAUGCAGCUCUUUUUCUCUGUGGUCGACUAGUUGUACUGGAGUGCACUGCACUGCUAUGCUGCACAGUGAAAGCGUCAGUCGCAGGUUCACCGACUGAUGAUGGACACAGUGAAUUGGAUUUUACAUGUUUAUUAUUAUAGAGAUAUUUGUAAAAAUAGGCCAACUAUCGAUGCUGGUCAUACAGUAAGAAUAUUAACCCCCGAGUGGGUUUUGAAUAGUAUUAGCUUGCGUGAUUGUAUAGCAAGCUACCAACCGGAUACAUAAUCUAGCUAGCCAUGGUUCUAAUGAUGGAAUCGCAAUGCGAGUAUUUUAUGUAUUUCCCUGCGGUUCCCAUCACGGACCUGUCGGACCCGUCAAAAUACCGAACUCUCCCACGGCGUAGUCACCUCUACCUCGGCGAAACGGUACAGUUCUUGCUAGUCCUGCGGUCCAGAGAUGGAGCGUCGGGCUCGAGCGGGACAAAGGGAAGCGGGUCAGGUGACAGCGGUACCCAGGCUUGGAAGGAGCUGGUACGGUCCCUCUCCGCUGUAGCAAGUGUCUGCCCCGGAGAGAGCCGACAUCGCUCCCAACUUCACCCCCACGAGUUCCAGAGAAGCUACAGCGACGACUGUGUAGACGACGAUGCAGACGACGUUGACUUUGCAGCGGGAACAGUCCACACAGCCAGAAGGGAGUCAAGGAACCGAGGUUUCAGAGAAUGCAAGCCGCUUCUCAUACACAAUAAUACGGGGCGUGAUGGACGGCAGUAUCGGCGCGCACCGGUUCAGUCACCGAUGGACGAGCCAGUGGUAUUGAACGAGGAGGUCAUAUUCCCUCUGACCGUCUCAUUGGACAAACUCCCCGUCAACACACUCAAGGUCAAGAUCAUAGUGACCGUGUGGAAGCAGGAGGAGGAAAAGGCAGAGAUCAGGGAACAUGGUUACCUCACCAUCCUACAGCUGAGGAGCCCCACACACACCUUCAGACAAGACCUUAAUACCUUCAAAGCCCAGGUCAGCACCACGUUGAGUGUUCUUCCUCCACCAACUGUGAAAUGUCAACAGAUGACUGUCUCCGGGAAGCACCUGACCAUCCUCAAAGUAUUAAACUCCAGUUCUCAGGAGGAGGUCUGUGUGAGGGACUUGAGAAUCAUUCCUAACUUCAACGUGUCCUACCUCCCCAUGAUGCCUGAUGGCUCUGUGCUUCUGGUGGACAAUGUCUGCCACCAAUCGGCAGAGGUUGGAAUGGCGUCGUUCCACAGGAUGAACAGUAGCUCCUCUCACCUUCCCAGCAUGCUCUCUGCCCUGGAGGAGCAGAACUUCCUGUUUCAGCUGCAGCUCAGGGACCAGCCGGAGGAAGAGAGCAACGAGGGUCUGGAGGUUCCUUUGGUAGCUGUGCUGCAGUGGUCCACCCCUAAACUUCCCUUUACCAGGUACAUCUCCACCCACUACCAGCUGCCCAGCGUGAGAAUGGACCAACCCCGGCUGGUUAUGACAGCUUCCUGUCCCAGUGCUGUGCAGCCUCAGGAGCACUUCCGGGUAAAAUACACCCUACUAAACAACCUGCAAGACUUCCUGGCUGUAAGACUGGUCUGGACACCCGAAGGUCGUGGUCGUCAGGAGGACCCCUCUGUCAGUUCUGUGGUAUGUCAUUCCCCCCUUAACAACCUGGGCCAGUGUCGAAAAGGAUCCACCCUCUCCUUUACUGUCGGCUUCCAGAUACUCAAGGCAGGACUCUUCGAGUUAAGCCAGCACAUGAAGCUGAAGCUUCAGUUCACAGCGUCCUGUUCCAACCCCCCUGCUGAGGCCAGGCCCAUGUCUCUGUCCCUGUCCAGGAAGAACUCUCCCUCCAGCCCUGCUGUUAGAGACCUGCUGGACAGACAGAGUCUGGGAAGAUCACAGUCCUUCUCUCACCAACAACCAUCACGGUCGCAUCUUAUGAGGACGGGCAGUGUGAUGGAGCGCAGGGCCAUCACCCCUCCAGUGGGAUCCCCAGUGGGUCGACCCCUCUACCUCCCCCCCGAUCGGCCGGUCCUCUCACUGGACAAGAUCGCCAAGAGAGAGUGUAAGGUACUGGUGCUGGAACCUGGAAGAGACUGAGAGACAAGGCGAGAGACAGGGAGAGGUGGAGGAAGAGAGGGGAGUGCUGGUGCUUGAGCCAGGUAGAAACAAUGAGACUGUGAAGAUGUGAAGGAAGGGAGGAAGAAGGGAGACAUAGAUAGAAAAAGGGAGAGAGAGAGAGAGAGACAUCUCUCAUGCUGAACAUUUCCUACAUCCUACAAGGCACGCAUGAACAAUGAUUUACCACACAGACAGAUAGACUAUCUGACACACACUGAAUGAUUGACUGGACGUGAGCCACAUCAUUUGAAGACACUGGAGAAGUUACUUUCAACAACAUAAUUUCACAUUUUUAUCUCAACAACAUUUGAUGUUUUUAUAUCACUGUAAGGUCAACAUUCCAUUUCAUUCCUUGUUUUAUUCCUUGUGUAAUGCUGUAAUUUAAUGUGUAAAUAAUUGUUAAGGUUUUAAACAGGGUGAGCAUUUUGAGAAUUUUUGCACUGUAGAUUACUGUGUUUACCGUACAGGGUUAUGGUAAUAGCCAAUACCUUGUUAAUACAUAUUGUUAUACACUGGUAUACAUUUUACACAGUAUAUGUAAUGUAAUACUUGGAUGUUAGAAUCAUUUUUUUUGUGAAAAACUGGAUUAUGUUAGUGAGAAACUGGAUUUUAAGAGUGAAAAAAUGGAUUUUGAGAGUAAAAAAAUGGAUUUUGUUACUGAAAAAAAUUAUUUUAUUAGUGAAAGACUCAAUUUUGUUAGUUAACACACUGUUAGAUACACUUAUCUAACGUGAUCGAUGUCAAACUUGUGAUUAAAAAAAGUAGCAGGAGACCACAAGGUUGAGUUCUGUUGCAUUGUGGAAUAACUCUAGCCUGGUCUCAGAUCUGUUUGUGCUGUCUUCACAACUCCUAUGGUCAUUGUCACGAUAAGAAUUGGCAAGACAGCACAGACAGAUCUGGGACCAGGCUAGAUCUGUUUCACCCGUGGAUAGUGUCAUCGAGUUCACUCUUAUUAGAAUGUGUUGUAUUUUAGUGGCUUGGAGCCACACAGUCUCGGCACUGUAUUUAGUAGUUAAACAAGUAGUCUACUAGAGAUGUUUUUAGUUUAUGCUAAAUAUAUUUAUUGUCCGAUUUGUAUCAUUUAGAUUUUCUUUUAUCAGCAUUUACUUCUGCUUAAAAGUCUCAAAAGUGCUUAUACUCCUUAGUACACUCCAGAGUACACAUAUUGUACAUAGAAGGACACACUCCGUAACACAAACUUCAUAGUCCACACUCCAUGAUAGGGAACAAAUAAUUUCCCUUUCCCUUGUUAUACUGCUGUUCGCACUGUUCCCUAUAAAGUGCACUACUUAUGGACCCUGGUCAAAAGUAGUGGACUAGAUAGGGAAUAGGGUGCCAUUUGGGACACAGACUUACACUGUUGUUCACAGCUGUUAAAACUUUGAUUACACUGGUUGAUCCUGUUGAUUGUUGUUGUUAUGCCAUUCAUUCACACUUUACCUUAUUAUUAGGGAUUUAGUCCUGGGUAACAAUCCAGAAUAGUGGAUUUUUUUGAAAUCGUAACACCCGUUACUGUAGCUAUGUUUUCAACUGUUUACAUUUGAGUUGAGAACAUUGAACAAUGGUGUGUGUGUGUGCUUAGGUGUGUGUGCAUGUGUAUGUGCGUGCAUAAGUGUGUGUGUGUGUAUGUUUGUGCCGCAUUAAGCAUUUGUUGUAUGUUUUUUGUAUGUUUGUCUAAAAUAUUAUUUUAUUUCCUGGUUCAAUUGCCAAUGGAAAUGACCAAUGGGUCUUUAUCCCUGAUGUAAAUUACAAUGUGAGGUUGGGGACAUUUCAAACAAUCAAGAUUUUUUUUCACUGUGUGUCACUGUUUAUACCUGGUUCUAGCAUGCAUCCUUUGUCCUGAUCUUUUCCACAUUUUGAUUGUGCCCACAUUUUUAGACAGGUGUUGACAAUCAAAAGACACAUUGUGAUGUGAUUUUGAUCAGAUCAUUCUGCCCACCUCCGGAGGUAGUCAGGCACGCAUUGUGUCUUUGUAUCUUACAAGUGUAGACGGAUCUGGACAGAGAAACCAUUUUAGUACAUUAUUCCACCCAUUAAAAUCAUUGACAGGUGGCACCAUUGACUGAUUACAUCAAUAUGUGUCUUACAAUACAUAAAUAAAUCUUAUUUUGAAAGAGUAGUGAAAUAAUUAGCAUAAAGGAAGGGAUCAGGAAAUCUGGUCACAAUGCAGACACAUUGGAUGGAUAACGGACACGUUUUAAUACCAUGUGUAGACACAUUUUUGGAAAUGUGGGCACAUACAGAAUGUAGACAAGAUCAGGACAAAGGACCCAUGUUAACACCAGGUAUAAACCGGGCGUAUUAUGCCUUAUUUUCCCUGGACACAAAGUACUUGCUUGUGUAUUCUGUGUUUAAUUUAGACGUUUUUAUCUCUAUAUCUUUACGUGAAGGCAAGAAAUAGACGUACCCAAGACUGUGUGUGCAGAGGAUGUGUGUUAUUUAAUUUCUUAUGUUUCAUUUGGUUUAGAUGUUUUAUUUCCUUAAGCCUGGAAUUUAACUGAAAAACAAAACCAUUCCAACUCAAUUUUCAUUGUUCCCGAACGCUUGAACAAAAGUUUGGUCACAAACAUUUCCAUUCCUUUCCUCUUGUGAUUUUAAAACAAUGUAUUAUAUUACUACUUGGACCAAAGUAGCUCACAGUAUGAUUGUUUAUGUAUAUUAGUGACUUAUUUUUAACAGUCAUUGUUGUUAAGCACUUGAAUUGAUUUGACUUGUAUUGUUCUUGGUUCUUUGGACACACAAACAACAAAUGCAGUUGAUUGUGUCACAGAUGUACUGUGGCACGUUGUUUGUUAGCAGUCUCACUGGCCUUAGUUUAGGUCUUGCUUGUUUUUAGAUGCAUUGAAUGCAAACGUCUGUCAGGGAAAAGUGUUGGGGUAAAAAAAAAUGCUUUGGGUCACUCCUCGUUUGUGCACUCUUGAAGUGUGAAUAAAUACAGUUGGAGCGAU
Messenger RNA from Oncorhynchus kisutch (coho salmon), 12666 nucleotides. It is a transcript of the gene trappc14, whose product is annotated as trafficking protein particle complex subunit 14. NCBI's taxonomy places the organism in Eukaryota, Metazoa, Chordata, Actinopteri, Salmoniformes, Salmonidae. The record is from RefSeq and is a predicted model, not a curated record. The coding region runs from base 7895 to 9697 and encodes 600 amino acids. The transcript is spliced from 11 exons. Gene Ontology annotation, biological process: cilium assembly. Gene Ontology annotation, cellular component: TRAPPII protein complex. Gene Ontology annotation, molecular function: alpha-tubulin binding.